AUGGCUUCGUCUUCCCUUGGUGAAUAUCUUGAAGGGCGCAUGCGUGUUCCCCUUUCGCUCCUGACUUCAGAAGGGUUUGCUGAGUGCCCCACAACCUUCUCGGAUCGGGCGUCAGUCACCGAGUUUCAGCAGUUCCUCAACGACCAAGACCAGCCAAUCACCGGCAUUGUGGCUCCGCAAGAGCUGGAUUGCAUCUUAGAGGAGCUAGAGAUCACCCGCUCGCGAUUUCGGCAAACGCUUCUCAACACACCUUGUGUAAACAAUAAGUACAGAAUCGAUUGCCUGCUGGGGCAACACUGCCUUGACCAGGCAAGGCGCUUGCUUGGAGACUCCUACGAGUGCACGGUGCGAAUCUAUGCCAUCCCGCCAGAGCUUCCUGAUAAGUAUAGUCAUGGAGAGAUCUGCAGGCAGGCGCUGCUGCAUGACAAGGAGCCAAGAUUAUGCCGGCAAUGGCUCGAAAGACUGCCUCCCGGCAAGGAAAAACACAUGUGGAUGAUAUUCCUACGGUCCGAAAUCUGGCGCGCCAUGAAGGACAUGGCUUCGUUACCAGGGCUAUGGGAGGACAUGAAAUUGGGGAACUGGGCCAAGCACCUGGCAGCUCAUGUAGACGAGCUGAUCGUCGUGUAUUGGAGAGAUCACAUGCGCAAGAUCUGGGAUGAGAUUUUCGAAGGCCUCGAAGACCAAGAGCGCUACCUGGAUCCGUAUACAGUCCGGUUUGUCCAGUUUAAGUCUCCUGCCCGGAGUCAGACGGAUCGACGAGCUAUCCGUGACGAGAUGGCGAAAGGAUCUCUAUUCCCAAACAUCUCCAACCAGGCACAGAGAGAUAAGCUCCUUGAUAACAUCGUCAAGAUCAAGGCCGUCAUCCCAAGCAUCCUCACCUUCCAUGAGAACAUGCGGUACCUGACCAUGGGCGCCAAGAUAUUGGCGAACCACAUCGAGGUUAAGAGGAGAAAAAGGCGCCGAGGGAAGCCUUCGACGUUCCCAAAGGCCACCAGAGAGCUUGGUCGAGAAUCUGGGCAGAGACUGGAGGUGGGUCGGGAACUAUGCGGAGGUCAGAGAAGGGCAUUAUCUUACAAUCCAUGA
Fusarium keratoplasticum is the source of this 1083-nucleotide messenger RNA. RefSeq lists its product as uncharacterized. Lineage: Eukaryota; Fungi; Ascomycota; Sordariomycetes; Hypocreales; Nectriaceae. Bases 1 to 1083 code for a protein of 360 amino acids. The transcript is spliced from 2 exons. The record is from RefSeq and is a predicted model, not a curated record.